Molecule: messenger RNA, 768 nt
Organism: Rotaria sp. Silwood2
Lineage: Eukaryota; Metazoa; Rotifera; Eurotatoria; Philodinida; Philodinidae
Source: the annotation of a GenBank genome assembly
AUGUAUUUCAUCAUAUUAUAUCUUGUUGUUUUCAACAUACAAUUAAUCCAUACAGAAAAUACUAUUAAUUUAAUAAAUGAACUUGAUUUAAAUUUUGGUCAUAUAUGGAGUCAACGUGAUGAUAUGUUAACUGUUUAUUUUAAUAUAUCAAAUUUAACAUUUAAAGAAUAUCGUUAUUAUUAUUAUGAUUUUCGUCCAUUUGCUUUACAAAAUUCAACAGAAUAUUUUCCAAGACAACGUUUAAUUGAUACACAAAAUUCUUUACGUAUUAUUGGUUUACAUGAAGGUGAUUAUGUUUCAUGUGUAUCAUUUAUAGAUGAAUAUGAAAAUAUUUUAAAACCACGUUAUGCAUGUUAUGAAUUUACAUUAGGUGAAAAAACUGUUGGUUCACAUCAUAGUGCUUGGUCUGGUCAUUUAGCACCAUUAUUAUUAGCUGUUGCUUUUGUUAUACAUGUAAUUAUAGUGGUUGUUCAUCAUAUAAAAGCAAAAAAUUAUGCACAUAAAUUAUUACAACGUUUUAUAGAUGUAAAUCCCAAAGCAACAAGAAAAAUAAUUAAUGUUAAACGUUCAUUAAAACAACUUGAUCAUCCACAUAUAUCAGCAUCAGUACAACGACGACUUUCUCGAGUUACAAUUGAUGCAAAUGAAGAUGAUAGAAAUGAUUUUUCAAUGAACAAUACGGAUGAGGAUAUACCAAUUUAUGUUUUACCUCAUAAUCGAAGAGUUAGUUUAGGUGUUAUGCAAACAAUACGUGAACAAAAUCCAUAG